Molecule: messenger RNA, 4549 nt
Organism: Bemisia tabaci
Lineage: Eukaryota; Metazoa; Arthropoda; Insecta; Hemiptera; Aleyrodidae
Source: RefSeq, a predicted model, not a curated record
GAUGGUGAAAGCAUGUUGUGUGGCUGGUUGUUUCUCGAAUCGCAUACCUGGAAAGUAUGUCCCUAUUUUCAAGUUUCCUUCGUUUCCGCGUUUCCGUAGAGAAUGGUUGUCACGUUGUGGCAAAGACGAUUCAUAUCAAAUCACACAAUACUCUGCAGUAUGCAUUAAACACUUUAAACCUGAUUUUGUUGUAAUGGAUGAUGAAUUUAAUUGCAAAGGAGGUAUCACGGUGAAAAUGCCACGACAGCAGCUACGACUAACUGAAGAAGCAUAUCCAACUAUUUUUCCUUGGCACUCGGAGUUUAACAAAAUUUCUGCUAAGUGGGAUAAAAUUAUUGAGUCUCGACACUAUCUCUCAGCUCAUAUUUCCGCCCAAUCAUCUAACGAAGUUAAAGUAUCGGAUGAAAACGUGGAAGCCUCCAAUCUUGAAUUCGGUGAGCACUUCAUGAUGGCCACCAAGCCAGUUGACGAUGACCACAUAGAUCAUCUUUAUACCACUGUUCUAACUAAAUCAAACAAAAGAUCUGGAACAUGUUCAGAAUCUGAGGACCUUCCAAAGAAAAAAAGGAAAAUGCAGACGAAUGAAAAGAACAGUGGCCAAAUAAAUGAUUUUGAAGAAUUGAAAGCUAGUUUGAUACAAAAAAAUAUUUUUGAUCCCUUCUUCACAGAGUGUCAUGAAGAUUAUUUGCUUAUCAGCAAGAUAUUAGACCGUAGCUUUAACUCAGUGCCUUAUUAUUCAACGUUAAAAAUCUCCAAAACUUUCAAUGUAAAAGUUUUCAUAAAUGCUGUGGAAGUUCCUCCUGACACGCUGAGGCCUCUUUUGGGAAACAGUCUCAGAUGUGACACCUGGGCAAAGGUUAAAAACCUUUGCAAAAUUUUAAUGACUAAGCAUGUCACUAUGAGUGUCAGGAAUAUUUGAAGCCAAGGAAGGAAAUAAUUUGAGAUCGAGUUAAUGAAAAAAUUGAUCCAAUCAUUGAAAGUGCAAGGAAAUUUAAUGCAGCCAAGUAAUAUUCUUUCACCAAGAUUUUUUCAGUGCUUGUCGACUCUCUCUCCACCAGUUUGCAAUUAUUUGAAAGCUUCAUAUUGAUUUCAAUGCUUGAGAACCAGUUUGAUUUUUAUUCUCUGUGUUUUUGCGCUUUUUAUCAAAGUCUCCCUCUUCUCAAAAGAGAAUUUGUGCAAAUUCAAAUCAUUUUCACCAAAGAAAAACUGUGACAAUGAAUCUCCUUAUCAAGAGGCCACAGUAACUGCCUCUAUAUUGUAAAAUUAAGAACUAUAUAACAAGAAAAUGAACAUAUAGAAAAUUAGCAUCUAAGUUCAGUCACCAUGACCUGUCUUUUCUACAUGACUACUUACUUACCUUAUAAAUAAAUUGAUCUCAAUGAAAUCAGUCAACAGACUUUACUGAAUGCAAUUUUCUCUUAAUUUAAUUCUGUCGUGAUGUCCGUCAGUAGAAUGGAUGUCGAGUCUCCAUUUUGAUACCUUAUUCACCUCUCAUCAGAAUUAAAUGAAACUACUCUUGGAUUAAGCAACCUUCUGGAAUAAUGUCUCUCGCCAUUGAUACCCACAGGUUGGUCCACCUGGACUUGAAGAGUGCACCAAUUCAGUUGACUUAUCUGGAGAAGUUGAUUCCUUUGUUAGCGCAAUUCGGUGCAACAGGCCUUCUGAUUGAAUGGGAAGAUACUUUCCCGUACAGCGGAGCUCUGGUAGACAUUGGCUCAAGGAACUCUGUCACCAACACCUACACUUCAGAUGAAAUUUCUCGAAUAUUACACCUUGCUCAAACAUCCAGUUUGAUUGUGAUUCCACUCGUCCAAACAAUUGGACAUCUUGAGUUUGUCCUGAAACAUCCUAGAUGGAGGCACUUGCGGGAGGUGACAAGGUAUCCAUCCUGCUUAUGUCCAUCUAAAACACCGGCUGCCGUUGACCUUGUCACUGUAAUGAUAGAUCAGGUGAUUCAAAUGCAUCCCAACUUGACGACCCUUCACAUUGGAGCUGAUGAGGUGUGGAAUAUGGGACAGUGUGACCUAUGCUCCAAGCAAAGUAAGCAUCGUCUGUUCCUCGAUCACAUUAAAUCAGUGGUGACGCAUGUUCGUAACAAGCACCCUUCUGUUAUUUCUCUUGUGAUGUGGGAUGAUAUGCUACGAAGUAUCAAUAUAGAAUUACUACAAGAGUACAACUUCUGGGAUUUUGUGGAGCCCAUGGUUUGGCAUUAUCAACCAGCUGAGUUUUUCCAACUAAAUAGUGAUUUAUGGAAAAAAUACUCUGUUGUCUUCAAAAAAGUCUGGGUUGCAUCCGCCUUCAAAGGUGCCACUGGGAGUUGUCAGAUUUUACCUGUCAUAUCGCAUCACAUAAGCAACCAUGAGAAGUGGUCUAUGGUUCUCGCUGAUCCAGAGUUUAAAAUGAAGUUUUUAGGAAUAGCGCUAACAGGCUGGUCCAGGUUUGAUCAUUUCGCCAUUCUGUGUGAGCUCCUACCAGUUGCCAUUCCUAGUCUUGCCCUCUGUUUACGUACAUGGAUCGAGUCAUUUUCACUUGAGACGCAUAGGAGCGUUUCACUUGCCUUGGGCUACAGCUCGGAAUUGAUUCCUUUAGAUCCUUUCCCAAGACCACAGCAUGUAGCGGAAAAUCUAAACUUCCCAAGUUGGCAAAUCCUAACUGGCGUUGGAUGGUUUGCAAACUUUCGUUCCAAGUACUACAACACUAUCAACAGUGAUCAUUUUGCAUCCUGGCUAAACCCUUGGCAAAGGAAAAAUAAUCAUCUUAAUCCUAUGCAGACGGAUAGCCUUGUCAAAGCACUUCAUGGGUUGAAGGAAGAAAUUCAAUUGAUAAUCACUUUCCUCAAGCCUCAUCUAUUAGAAGUGUACCACAGAGCUACCGUGGAAGAGUGGUUUGGCUCGAUCAUUGAACCCAUCUGUGAUAAUUUAGCAAAAAUACUAGAAAGUCUCUCAUCCAAUUUGGAGCUUUAAAUGCUCCAAAAGGUACAGUUUAUACCAGUAUUGACCAUCUCCAGGGCUCCUUGCUGCAAGCACCUUAGUAUUCUCAUGUACCAGUUACCUUAUGAAUUUUUCAGUUCAGCACUCGCAAUUAAAAUGCAGUCUGAACUAUUUAAGAUACUACCUUUAAGAUACUACUCACUAAGAUUUUGAUUAAUUUAAAAUGCUAAGGUUUAUCUGUAAUUUUUGAAAAAUAAACUUCAAGUCUAACUGGUACAACUAGAAAAAGACUGGAAUGCAAGAAGGACAAAAAUGAGUGGACAAAAAAGGAUAGGCAAAAGUAUAUUUCAUAAAAUGACAGGAGAGUAGUUUUUGGCACGACUUCAUAAGGCUACGCCUGAAUAUUCGCAGGUGGCAAUACUGCCCUUGAAAAAGAAAAAAAGAAAACAAGAUUAGCAGGGAAAUUGUAAGCUGAGUCAAGCUCUUGAAACAAAGCUUGUUUGAAAGUAUUUUCUUUCUUUUGCGCUUUUAAGCUUUCGUGAUAAAUCAAUUUUUAAGGAAGAACUAUACUUUUCUCCAUUGUUGAAAUUUGAAAUAUUAAGCGCUGUAAUAUGAAAAGCUUAGGUGAACUACACAAUAUUCGCUAAAAAAAAAAGAGGUGUGCAAAUCGUUCCAUAAUGCUGCCUGUUUUUGUAAUGUAGCAUUUUUGCCUCUGUACAAAACUCCUUACUUGUGAGACAAGUAUGUCAGAUUUGGCCAAAUGUUUCAAUCUGAUGAGUGGUAGAAUAAAAAGCUUUACUUUUAAAAAUUGCGCUAUGGCCUCAGAUUUGCCUCAAGCCUGCCCAAAUGUGCCAAUCAUAAGAGAGCAUUUUUUUGAACCCCGGGAAAUAAUAAAUUUGAAAAUUUUACGGCAAACACAGGUUUAUCAGCUGAGAUGAUUAGAACUCAUCCUUUUUGUUAUGAAAGUUUCUGAGUCCAUUUUGAAAUAAGUGGUUCGUCUAUUGACACAGAAAUUUAAGGAUUUCAUAUUAGAAAAAGGCACUUUCCCGUUGUUGCAUUUCAAACUCUCUGUUGCUAAAUUAUGUCCAAAAGAAGGAUCUGAUGGGUGAUUUUUUUCAAAAAAAAUGUCAGUAGAAAAUUGUAGAAUCAUGAAGUUUCUGAACAGAUUUCAGUAGAACAUCGUAGAAUCAUGAAGAAUUGUCUUUUAAAAUUUCUUGGAAAUGCAUGUAUUCACUUUCUGUGCAACAAGUGAAAUUUUACCUGAGAAUUUGAAACUCGGCAACCGAGAAGUUCUCCUUUUAUACCCAGCAACUCAACUUAGACCCAUUCAUGCUAAAAAAAUGUCCAUCCGUAGGUUUUUAAUCACAAUUAGACUUCUUUUUUUGGAGGUAAGUGCUGGAAAGUUUGUCAUGUACUUUUUCUAGAAGUUUUUCAAAACGAUACGCCAAGUAGAAUAUAAUAAGAAGUGAAAGUCUGCUACUUUUAAGACCGUGUAACAUUAAGUAUAUUUGAUUAUAUAUUUUUAUUAAGUAUUUGUUAUGUCAAAGCAACCUGACUGACUAAUUUUACUUGUAAUGGUUGUGACUCUUGAUAAAUACAAAUUGUUUUUGUUUGCAAAA